AUGGCCGUUGUGCGGACCUUUGUAAAGUGGUACGACCAAUACUUCCCACCCUACUUCCCCCCAUGCAGCACCCCACUUCCCCACAUGCUCCUACCCCACUUCCCCACAUGCCAUCACCCCACUUCCCCACAUGCAGCACCCCACUUCCCCACAUGCUCCUACCCCACUUCCCCACAUGCUGCACCCCACUUCCCCACAUGCUCCUACCCCACUUCCCCACAUGCAGCACCCCACUUCCCCCCAUGCAGCACCCCACUUCCCGACAUGCUCCUACCCCACUUCUCGACAUGCUCCUACCCCACUUCCCCACAUGCAGCACCCCACUUCCCCACAUGCUCCUACCCCACUUCCCCACAUGCUCCUACCCCACUUCCCCACAUGCAGCACCCCACUUCCCCCCAUGCAGCACCCCACUUCCCGACAUGCUCCUACCCCACUACCCCACAUGCCAUCACCCCACUUCCCCACAUGCUCCUACCCCACUUCCCCACAUGCUGCACCCCACUUCCCCACAUGCUCCUACCCCACUUCCCCACAUGCAGCACCCCACUUCCCCCUAUGCAGCACCCCACUUCCCCACAUGCUCCUACCCCACUUCCCCACAUGCUCCUACCCCACUUCCCCACAUGCCAUCACCCCACUUCCCCACAUGCAGCACCCCACUUCCCCCCAGCACCCCACUUCCCGACAUGCUCCUACCCCACUUCCCCACAUGCCAUCACCCCACUUCCCCCCAUGCAGCACCCCACUUACCGACACGCUCCUACCCCACUUCCCCACAUGCCAUCACCCCACUUCCCCACAUGCAGCACCCCACUUCCCCACAUGCUCCUACCCCACUUCCCCACAUGCAGCACCCCACUUCCCCACAUGCAGCACCCCACUUCCCCACAUGCAGCACCCCACUUCCCCACAUGCAGCACCCCACUUCCCCACAUGCAGCACCCCACUUCCCCACAAGCAGCACCCCACUUCCCCACAUGCAGCACCCCACUCCCCCCCAACGCCUUCACCUCCCUUACCCACAUGCUGCAUCUCAUUUGCGUACAUGCUGCACCUCCCUUCCCCCAUUGCUACACCUCCCCAAACCCCUCCAUACACCCAUAUCAACCACGCCACAGGCUGCGGCACAGGGGCAUUCCGUCUUAA
Molecule: messenger RNA, 1149 nt
Organism: Closterium sp. Naga37s-1
Lineage: Eukaryota; Viridiplantae; Streptophyta; Zygnematophyceae; Desmidiales; Closteriaceae
Source: the annotation of a GenBank genome assembly